UCCCAUUGCCAGAUACAAUAAAAAGAAGAUACACCCAGCAAGCUAUAAUAAGGCAAAUCUUUUUCAGUACGUGUUGUUUAAACAUAUUGCGUAAUAAUUGCUCUGCCCUGUAUAUAUCUGCAGGAAAUGUAAACUGUGUCAGAAUUCAAAGUACAAAGAGUUUACAGGGAGAGUGAAUGGCUCCUCCCUAGCUCUCCCCGUGAAAUUCUUUGCUUCCAUAAACGGAUUCCCAUUGGGAAGGACAGGUCCUUGACCCUCCAAGCAUAAAGGAAAAUUCUCUCUAGGGCACUGACUUUCUUGAUUCUCACAGUCAGCUCAAGUACUGGUGAUGGAAACAGACUGAAAUAAGAAGCACUGGGAAUAAGAGCAGCAACAUGUUUUCUGGGCUAUUUCAAAAUGUCCUGCUGGCGUUUGUAUUUUGCAUGUACCUGCUGGCCGGGGCGAUGAUAUUUCAGAUGCUGGAGCAAGAGGCAGAGACAAAAGUGAAGGUGAAAACAGAGGACCACAAACUACAAUUCCUGAAGAACUACACGUGUCUCACAGAAGAUGCCGUGAAACAGCUGAUCAGUGUUGUUACAGAAGCAGUCCAACAGGGGUUAAACCCUUUAGCGAAUGGCACAUUACCCAACCACACUAAUUGGGAUUUUGGCAGCGCCCUAUUUUUCGCAGGAACAGUAGUGACCACCAUAGGAUAUGGGACAAUUGCCCCCAGAACGGUGGGUGGGCAGAUGUUUUGUAUGGCCUAUGCAUUAUUUGGAAUCCCCUUGAAUGUCAUUGUUCUCAGUCAUGUUGGUAAAAAUCUUUCUCAUUGGUGUAAAGGAUUUGGAAAGCUUUUGGUUAAAAAAGGAGUAAAAAAGAAAACGGCAAAGGUCCUGACAAUAAUAUUUUUCCUUGUGAUGGGCAUUUUCAUAUUUCUGGGAUUUCCACCCCUGGUAUUUAGUAAAACAGAGGGCUGGACAUACGAGGAAGGAGUGUAUUAUGCCUUCAUUUCACUGAGCACCAUCGGCUUUGGCGAUUAUGUAGUAGGAUCUGGGCAGAAGCGUGCUUAUGAAAGUAAAGGGUACCGCGCCUUGGUGUAUUUCUGGAUCAUAUUUGGUCUUGCGUGGCUUUCACUCCUGAUCAACCUGCUGACUUCACUUUUAGAAGAUACAGAAAAGAAAAUAGCUAAAGAUCUCCGCAAGAAAGUAAAACACAGGAAAGAAAAAAAACAGGAGACAGCUUUAAUAGAGGUGACCCAAAAGCCCGCAGUCAAACAUGAAAGUAGUGACAUUUGA
This is a messenger RNA of Nanorana parkeri, 1274 nucleotides long. Its product is annotated as potassium channel subfamily K member 16-like. The record is from RefSeq and is a predicted model, not a curated record. Lineage: Eukaryota; Metazoa; Chordata; Amphibia; Anura; Dicroglossidae. The transcript is spliced from 5 exons. Gene Ontology annotation, molecular function: potassium ion leak channel activity. Gene Ontology annotation, biological process: potassium ion transmembrane transport; stabilization of membrane potential. Bases 375 to 1274 code for a protein of 299 amino acids. Gene Ontology annotation, cellular component: membrane.